Molecule: messenger RNA, 6147 nt
Organism: Atta colombica
Lineage: Eukaryota; Metazoa; Arthropoda; Insecta; Hymenoptera; Formicidae
Gene: dtr
Product: dynein assembly factor 1, axonemal homolog
Exons: 13
Coding region: 1-6147 (2048 amino acids)
Molecular function (GO): protein binding
Source: RefSeq, a predicted model, not a curated record
AUGAAUGUUUUUAAACUCGGUAAUAAAGCAUUGGACAACACACACGAGCUCUCGUUCAACUUCCCAGCAGAGGAUAAUAACAGCCAAACUUCUGUAUCGUACGUUAUUAAUACGAAUGCAUCUCCUGUAUCCGAACACAAGAUAGUCAUGGAUUGUCCAACAGAAUGCAAGGUUUUAAACAACACUGUGAAGACCAAAUUUGAAUUAAAAAAAUGUGAAAAUUUAUGCGGAAGUGAAAAAACAGAAACAAAUAAUGUCGAUCAAAUAUUCGAUUUGAAUCACGAAAAUCCGUCUUAUUUUAAUUCUAGUAUAAAUGAUUGUGAUGUUUCCAUUUACGAAUAUUUUGAUUGCAACGACAAGAUAGUUCAGGAAGAAGAUUCCGAAGAUAUAGAGAAAACAAUUCAAAAUCAAUUUUUGAUCACGGAUGAUCAACAUACAAAUUCUUUGAACAAUUUAACAGAAUUUCGAGAUAGUCUCAACAUUGAUUCGGUGCAUGAAAAGAUAUGUCGAGUAAGAUAUGGGAAAGAAGAAUUCAUCGAUUCGGGAAUCUCUACUAAUGAAUUAAUUGCUGAGAAUUUUAUUAAUUCGCAGAAUAUUCCUGAAAGAAACGGUGUCACUUGUAAAAUUAUUGAAGAAGACACAAAAAAUAAAGAGAUGAAGUUUGCACAGAAUGUUACAUGUAUAAAUAUUGAAGAUUCUCUUCAAGAAGAAUUAGACAUACAAAACUCAGUUUCAGCAAUAGAAUCUGACAACUAUUUUAUAAGUAAUAACGAGAAUUACUUUAAAAAUGACAUCGAUCUCUCGAAAUGUAUGGAAGAGAACGCGAAUCAUAUGUUAAGUAUAUGUACCGAAAAAGACCGUAUCGAAGAAACGAUUACAGAGAUAAAGAAAAUGGAUAAAAUAAUCAAGAAUCUUUUGUACACUAGUGACGAUGAGCAUUACGAUUCGACGGAGGAACGAAUGAUAGAAGACUUAUCUGCGGCGGAGGAACGAAUAAUAGAAGAUUUAUCUGCGACGGAGGAACAAAUGAUAGAAGACUUAUCUGCGAAAAUGGAAGAUGAUUGCGAUGACGUAAUGAAGAAAAUUAUCGAAAGUUGCUGUCAUGCCGCAGAUUUUCAGCAACGUUCAACGAUAUGCGAAAUCUCGAGUGCAGAUUCCAUACAAUCAAGUAGCAAACGUGUAAUUAAGGAAUUUCGAGAAAACGAAUUUUUCCCAUGUCAUCGCGUCGUUUCCGAGACUAUCAUAGCGAAAGAAGAUAUAUUAAAAACUAUUGAGGAAGCAGAGAAAAUAUUAACUGACAGUCCAUAUUGGGAAAAGUCAGAGGCAAUUGUUAAUCAGAUAACUGAAAAUUCGAACGACAAAAACAAUUCGUCGGAAAAAUAUGCGGAAAAAGUAAGAGAUGAUAAAGAGCAUGAAAGAAUAAAUGAAACAAUAAGUCAAAAAGAAAUCGAUUUAAUUGAGAUUAAAGAUAACAAGAUAAAUUCAACAAAUACGAUUGAAAAGAUUGCAGUCUCGAAAUCUGACAUUGUUGAACAUAAUUUGCAAAAAUUAGCUGAAAUUACAUGUUCAGAUCGUCUUAGAUCACGCAUUGAGAUUCGGGAAACUUUGGAGAAGAUAGCAGAAGAAAAGAAGAAAAUAGAAAAUCGUAAGAAUGUAUCGCUAGAGACACUAUCGAAGAAAUUCGAGGAAAUUGACAAACUCGUUGCUGAUCAUAAUUAUACUUUUUUUGGAUCUGAUAAUGAUUCUUAUGAAUUAAAAACUCCAGAGAAUGUCGCCAAUGAUUUUGACAGUCUCAGCGAGUUUCAGGUUCAGAUUGAUCCAGAAGUUCCUUUAACGAAGCCCGAAAUAGCUGAAAAAUUGAAAAUCGAAGAAUUAGAAAAAGAACUAGAGGAUGAAAUAAAAGAGCAUAAGAAACUUAUGGAUGAAUAUCAAAAAAUUAUUGUAACGGAUUUAGAGAAGAUUCAAUUGACUUUGGAAUCGGAAUCAAUGCAAGUUUACAAUGGCACGGAUAUCGAUAAAGAAAUAAAAAAUAAGUCUAAAGACGACGAAAAAAUAAGUGAGGAAUUUUCAAAUGAAAUAUUAGAAAUGACAGACGAUACAAUGGUGAUUAAAAUUGAUUCGGAAUCCGACGAUUUUUUCAUGGAAGAGUGGAAGGAACCAGAAAGGACGUUCAUUAAAGGAAAAGUCUAUGACUUUGACGAAAAAAAGCAUGGCGUUAGGAUGACAGAAGAACUCAUCAGGAAGCACUGCAAGGAGAACAAGUUGUAUCAAACCCCAUAUUUGAACGAUGUUCUGUAUUUGCAUUACAAAGGCAGAUUUUCCUUCAUCGAAAACCUCGAGAAAUACACGGGUCUAAAGUGUUUGUGGCUAGAGAGCAAUGGUAUAUACGAGAUUGCCAAUUUAGAAAAUCAGAGCGAACUUAAGAGCUUAUAUCUGCACCACAACCUCAUCAGCAAAAUCGAGAAUCUCGACUGCCUGCCGAAGCUCGACACCCUGAAUCUCUCACACAACACGAUACGGAGAAUCGAGAAUCUCGGUGACUCGAAUCGUGAAGCGGACGGCCUCAAGUUCCUGAACAACCUGAACCUGUCGCACAACUAUCUACGAGAAACCGCUGACAUCGAGCAUCUCCUUCUGCUGCAUACACUCUCAAUCUUGGAUAUCUCUCACAACAGGAUCGACACCUGCGACAUCGUUGACAUUUUGGGAGACAUGAAGUCGUUGCGCGUUGUAACGUUGAGUGGCAACCCAGUGCUCAAACAGAUAAAGAUGUAUCGCAAGACGAUGAUCCUUAAAUGCAAGAAUCUUCAAUAUUUAGACGAUCGACCGGUGUUCCCACGCGAUCGUGCCUGCGCCGAGGCCUGGAUGCGUGGCGGUGUUGACGAGGAGGUGGCAGAGAGGAAUCGGUGGUUCCAAGCGGAGCAGAAGAAAAUCAACGACAGUGUUAUGGCCCUGAUAAACAAAAGGAAGCUGUGCAAACCGGUCGGGACGUCCGAAAAGGAGGCGACAGAUAAGAAGAAGAAGGAGAAGAAAGAAGAGGAGGACGAGAAGGAGGAGGAGGACGAAGAAGUCACGACGAAAUCAAGCGCGCGCACCGCGACAAGGAGCAGCGGACUGGUAAGAACUAGUUUCGUCAAGGUCUGGUACAGAAUUCGUGCUUUGAAUAAUAUCACCACCAUCGGUCCCGUCGGCUAUUUGAUCAUUCACCACCUCGACCUGGAGAAGAAGAAAAAAUCUGAGGAGCGAUUCUUCCUCGGUUCUUACGACUCUCCGUUGUCGUCGUCAUCUUCGGAAGACGAACAGCUCGCAAACGACGAAGAAAACGAGCGCUCACGGCAAAAAGGAGGCAAGGAAAGUGACGGAAGGAGGCCAAUGGCGGAGCAAGAGAAAAAAGUUUCCGAUGAAAACAAUGAGGAGCUUCUGCUGCCCUGGAAAGCUAAGGUUCGAGAAGAGAUUCGAUCGCGAACGCUGAUCGAAGAAAUAUCGGAAUCUAAAUAUGACAUCAUUGGUGAUACAGAAAGAAAAUGGCACGGAGAUCAAAUUUUCAAUAACUAUGAAAGUAUAUACGAUUCACUCGGUGAUACUAUCGUCAAUAGGAAGACUGUUUCUCCUAAGAAAGAAGUAUUGGAACUACAAUUAGAAAAAGAAAAGACAGAUUUACAAGAAUCAAUCAGUAACAAUAAAGCUAACGAUCGUAAAAGCGAGAGAAUGUUUACCUGUUCAGUAUCGUGUGACACAUCAGAUCUAAAACAGAUAUUAGAAGAAUACCAUAAACCUGCUAACGCAGUCACCAACAAGAAAGACGAUAUAUCGAGUAAAAAUAUCAAUAGCUAUCAAAGAAAAAGCAGAGACUAUCCGUUCGGUUCUAAACUUAGCAGCAUCCGAGAAGAAAUGAGAGAAUUCUGCGACAGUAUGGAUAGGUUUGUUGACGAAAACAAGAUAGUGUUCAAGAAUGGCGAAGUGGAGGGAUUCUGGGGCGAGAGAAAGAUGGUGGACCAAAAUUUACAAACUGAUUUUGUUGAUGAUAGCAAGAUCCAAGAAACUGGGACCAAGGUUUCCGUGAGCGAAGAAGGUAAACUACGAUGGUGGAAUACCAAGGAAAGAAAACUGAAGGUCAAAGAGAUAUUAAAGAAGCGAGAGGACGAAGCAAAGAAAAACAAAGUGGAAGUAGUAGAAGAUAUCAAAAGAGUUGAAAAAUCCGAUCGCUGUUCGUCGAAAGAUAAAAAGCAGCUGACCAAUGCUACAAAUUAUUUUCAGGAUGUCUACGAUUUGACAUUAAAAACUUGCCCGUCAAAUGUUCUUCCGGAUUCAAUGAAAACAUAUUCCGUGAAAAACGCAGAAAAUUAUGAAAGCGAGCAAUCUGUAAAUAUACAGCAAGAAGAAGAAUCGCACGGAGUAUUCCAUAGUCUCUUUGCUGAAUUGAGAACCCGGGACAUUCGGGAGUGCAUACACAAAUCGAAAAUUUCAACUGAAUUAAUAACUCUAGAGGAAAAACUGGAUAACGAAAAAUUAGCCAUUGAUACAGAGAAGAAAAAUAUCUGUACUCUCAUCAAUACGAAGGAUCUUAUUAGUUCUAAUGAACAGUAUUCGGAAUGUGAAAAUAGUGCAGAGAAGAAUAAUUCUGCAAAAAUCGAGAUUUUGGAAGACAAAGUUAACGAUCUUUCAUUCGAAUCUCCGGAAAGGAAGAAAAACAUCGAUGAAUCUGAUGACGAUUCCUUUAAAACGGCAUUAUCCAUUCAAGAAGAUUCGCAAAUUUUGGAAAGCAGUUAUGAAUUACCAAAAGUUUUAAAAUUGACUAAUAAGGAAAAUAAUUUUGACAAAAUUAUUGAUUCAAUUCAAAAUGAAAGUAUCGAUCAUUCAAUGGACAAUAAUUGGAAGGAAAUAAUUUCAAAUAAAAAUUAUAACGACGCGAUUUAUGAGAAAAUCAAUGAUGAAUUAGAAAAAUCUUCUGAUAAAACGGAGAUAUCAAAAACCGAGCGAGAAUUUUCAAUUGAAACAGAACAAUCUAAUUCUCAAAUGGAAUCGCUCGUUCGAACGAUAGAUCAUUUAUCUCUAGAAAGAGCGAGUCACUCUUCAAGACUGACAGGUAAAAGAACUCGCGAAGCGGAGGAUGUCGAGGUGAGCAACAAGAAAUCUUUUCUCAUCAAGGAAAUGAAUCCCGGAAAGAAACUGGAGGAACGCAAAUCUCGUAGUCAAAUCUCUGAAAGAUGCAGACAGCAUCUGAUACAAGAAACGAAGAAAUUUGCGAGGAAAGUUUCACCGUUGAUCGACAAAUGCAUAACGCAUCUAAUAAAAGAUACAGAAAAUGCAAACGGGAAAUCGCAAUGCUAUAAAUACAAUCGGAGAAAUCUUAAAGAAUACUUGCCAUCUGAUUACACUUCAAAAAUGAAUCUUAGUAAGCCUGCGGGCGAUUUUGGAGAACGAAAUAAUUGCCAUGAUAAGUAUGACAAUAAAUCUAAUGAUGCGACAAAUACAUAUUCUGAAAGACAAGAAUUGAUGGCGGAACAAACGAUCAAUUCACAAUUCGCUGCAUCUGCUCAUCCUUCUGAUAUCCAAUCACUUGCCAAUCUUUUUCGACAAUCCCAAGACCAAGAGUCGCAGUCGCCAGCAGUAAAUGCCAAUGUAUCACUUUAUGAAGAAUUUUGCGAUCAUCUGCAUAAAUUAGAGAACAGCAAGAAAUUGUUGAUUAAGCCAGAUUUCAUAAUAGACAAUAAUCAAUCAGAAGAAAUAUUAUCUAAUAAUAAAUUACAGAAUACUGAAUGUUCGGUAAAAGAAUCAAUUAAACCACUGAUCCAAAUAAUUUCUGAAUGUCCUAUGACGUCUAAAAAUUCUGAACAAACCUCAUCAGAACGAAAAGAAAUUAAACUAUUGCAUGGCUCGCAAGUUACUUCCUAUUACAAACAGAAAGAUGCUAUCCUUAGGAAGUCCGAAGAGGAAACUGAGACAUCUGAUGAUUUUGAAAAGCAUAUUAAUCAAGAAAGCGCAGUUAAUUUAAAAGAAGGAAUAAAAGUCGAAACGUUUGCAACAUUGUGUACAAUAGAAAAUACAGAAUACAAGGAAGAGUGCGUAUUACCAAAUGAAGAACGCAAAACCGUUACGACAAAUAUGAAAAAGAGUAUAGAAAUGCAAGUUGCACAAGAGAAUUAA